GCCCUAUGAGAAUUUAGAAACCCGGUGCUUUGCUAGAGAAAGGGAUCCCGAAUGGAAUGAUUUUGAAUACCGAUUCAUUAGUAAAAAACCUUCUCCUACUUUUGAAUUGCCGAAGCAAGAACUUUAUGUAAGAGUUGAAGCCCCAAAGGGAGAAUUGGGAAUUUUUUUAAUAGGAGAUCAGAGUGGUUUUCCUUGGAGGUGGAAAAUUCGUCCACCUGGUUUUAUCAAUUUGCAAAUUAUUCCUCAGUUAGUUAAAAGAAUGAAAUUGGCCGAUAUUAUGACAAUACUAGGUAGCAUAGAUAUCAUUAUGGGAGAAGUUGACCGUUAAAAUGAUAAUUGAUACAACAGAAGUACAAGAUAUAAAUUCUUUUUCUAGAUUAGAAUCUUUAAAAGAAGUCUAUGGAAUCAUAGGGAUGUUUUUACCUAUUUUGACUCUUGUAUUGGGAAUCACAAUAGGUGUACUCGUAAUUGUGUGGUUAGAAAGAGAAAUAUCUGCAGGAAUACAACAACGUAUUGGUCCCGAAUACGCCGGUCCUUUGGGAAUUCUUCAAGCUUUAGCAGAUGGCACAAAACUUAUUUUCAAAGAGAAUCUUUUUCCAUCUAGAGGAGAUAUUCGUUUAUUCAGUAUAGGACCAUCCAUAGCAGUUAUAUCCAUUUUACUAAGUUAUUCAGUAAUUCCUUUUAGUUAUCACUUUGUUUUAUCUGAUCUCAAUAUCGGUGUUUUUUUAUGGAUUGCCAUUUCCAGUAUUGCUCCCAUUGGACUUCUUAUGUCAGGAUAUGGAUCAAAUAAUAAAUAUUCUUUUUUAGGUGGUCUACGAGCCGCUGCUCAAUCGAUUAGUUAUGAAAUACCAUUAACUCUUUGUGUAUUAUCAAUAUCUCUACUAUCUAACAGUUCAAGUACAGUUGAUAUAGUUGAGGCCCAGUCCAAAUAUGGUUUUUGGGGAUGGAAUUUGUGGCGUCAACCUAUAGGGUUUUUCGUUUUUCUAAUUUCUUCCCUAGCAGAAUGCGAGAGAUUACCUUUUGAUUUACCAGAAGCAGAAGAAGAAUUAGUAGCAGGUUAUCAAACCGAAUAUUCGGGUAUCAAAUUUGGGUUAUUUUACGUUGCUUCCUAUCUAAAUCUAUUAGUUUCUUCGUUAUUUGUAACAGUUCUUUACUUAGGGGGUUGGAAUAUCUCUAUUCCUUAUAUAUUCGUUCCCGAGCUAUUUGAAAUAAAUAAAGUAGGUAGAGUGUUUGGAACGACAAUUGGUAUUUUUAUUACAUUAGCUAAAACUUAUUUGUUCUUGUUUAUUUCUAUCACAACAAGAUGGACUUUACCUAGACUAAGAAUAGACCAAUUAUUAAAUCUUGGAUGGAAAUUUCUUUUACCCAUUUCCCUCGGUAAUCUAUUAUUAACAACUUCUUUCCAACUCAUUUCAUUGUAAAGGAAAAAAAAGGAAUAGGAUAUUCUAGAUUUACGACUUCUCUCAAAUAUCAAACAAGAGAAAGAAACAAACAUAAAAUUAUUCAUAGAUCUUUACGAUAUGUUCCCUAUGGUAACUGGGUUCAUGAAUUACGGUCAACAAACAGUACGAGCCGUAAGGUACAUUGGUCAGGGGUUCAUGAUUACCUUAUCCCACGCAAAUCGUUUACCUGUAACUAUUCAAUAUCCUUAUGAAAAAUUAAUUACAUCCGAGCGUUUUCGCGGCCGAAUCCAUUUUGAAUUUGAUAAAUGCAUUGCUUGUGAAGUAUGUGUUCGUGUAUGUCCUAUAGAUCUACCUGUUGUUGAUUGGAAAUUGGAAACUGGUAUACGAAAGAAACGCUUGCUUAAUUACAGUAUUGAUUUCGGAAUUUGUAUUUUUUGUGGUAACUGUGUUGAAUAUUGUCCAACAAAUUGUUUAUCAAUGACUGAAGAAUAUGAACUUUCUACUUAUGAUCGUCACGAAUUGAAUUAUAAUCAAAUCGCUUUGGGUCGUUUACCAAUGUCAGUAAUUAACGAUUAUACAAUUCGAACAAUUUCGAAUUCGUAAUAAUAAAAUAAAAAAAAAAUGUGAAACCCCUUUAAUUAAAGAGGAAUCUCCACCAAUUAGUAAGGUUCAAUUUGAUCUAAUCUACAGGAAUGAGUUCUUUUUUUUUUUUUUUUUUGUCAAUAACUAAAAAUUCCAAUUAACUGUUGAUUAGUUGGUAAGAAGUGCGAUUCAAGUUGGAUUGAAAAUUGAAUCUAAUAAUAGAAUUUGAGUUUUGAGCUAAAUUACCCUUUUCUUUGGUGUAAAUCUUUUGGGUAAAGAGAAAACCAUAUUCUAUUGGUCCACUAAUUGGACCUAGACCCAUUUUAAAUCCAUUCGAUUAGAAUUAAAU
Molecule: messenger RNA, 2334 nt
Organism: Rhodamnia argentea
Lineage: Eukaryota; Viridiplantae; Streptophyta; Magnoliopsida; Myrtales; Myrtaceae
Product: NAD(P)H-quinone oxidoreductase subunit 1, chloroplastic
Exons: 2
Coding region: 330-1421 (363 amino acids)
Biological process (GO): aerobic respiration
Cellular component (GO): membrane
Molecular function (GO): NADH dehydrogenase activity
Source: RefSeq, a predicted model, not a curated record